Salpingoeca rosetta is the source of this 1638-nucleotide messenger RNA. RefSeq lists its product as uncharacterized. The transcript has 2 exons. Bases 1 to 1638 code for a protein of 545 amino acids. The record is from RefSeq and is a predicted model, not a curated record. NCBI's taxonomy places the organism in Eukaryota, Choanoflagellata, Craspedida, Salpingoecidae.
AUGAUGCAGACUCAAGAACCGUGCGCGCAGCAGCAGACACAUGAACUAGAGACAGCAAGCCACGAGAACCAACACAAAGACCGCGGCACUGCGCACAGUAUGUCCACGCCCACGCGCGCACCCACACUCACACCGGCAGUCUUCUCAUUGUACGCAUCCCUGAACAGCCAAGCAGAUGCUGAGCGUUUCCAAGGCCUACGCACGACCGUGUUUGCGAAUGCGCGCGCAGAACACGUCUUCAUUCAGGCACAGGCACCCCUGGCCUCCCUGACGGUGAGCAACGCAGACAACGUUCACAUCAACGCGUGCUCGGCGGUGAUUGACAACUUGGUGAUCCGCGACGUGACACGCGUCGUCUGGCUGCCAGCAACAACACAACGCAGCACCGCAUGCCACCUCAGCAACGUCCAGCAUAUUGACCUGCGCACCAAGAGCACGCUCACAGAAGACCUGGGCGCAUUUGCAGGAAUCCCGAGCGUUGGCCUUGCAACUGCCAGCGAUGACACCGGCGUGGACCUUGCGUCACUCCAUGGUGUGAAGCAGCUGAGGUUGUCCACCGAAGGCACGGAAGCAGUACGGGGACACUCGGUGUGUCAAACAGCAGAAACGCUCGUGCUGUCGCACACGAGCAUCACCCCGACAGACAUGCUGCCGGCGGCGGCCGUUGUCAAACUCUCCCACAUGAGUGCUGUGCCGGAGCUGCUGCAUCUACCCAACGCCAUCGACAUUGCCCUGGGGUAUGGGUCCAAGGUGCGGCAGUUCACAUGUGCGUCACGCAUCAACAGACUGGUGAUCCGUGACGCCACGAGCACGCCGCGGUGCAUUCCAAACUUUGAGCACGCCCAUGUCGUGUGCCUUGCGCUGCCGCAUCUGCACCUGACGAGCGAGCAGCUGUUGACCUCAGCACCCGCGUUGACAAACUCGCCGCAUACAAGCACAAGCGUCGUGCGUGGCAUCCCCAACCAUGCGCACGUGUGCCUGGACUGUUUCGAGAUUGACGGACCGGUCCCACCGUGCGUCAAAGAGCUCGAAGCGCUGGAAGGCAGCGCUUUGCAAGGCAGCUUCGUCAGCCACGUCCCGCGCCUGAGUCUCAAAGACAAAUGCGGGCACGCGCGCAUCAACGACGUGCACUUGCUCUCUGGGCGCAAGGUGCUGCAGUUGACGCAGGUCUUGCUUGAAGGGGAGCUCGCGUCUUGCGAGCAGCUGAGUCUGUGCGGGUGCCGGGGGCGCCUGGGCUUGACAUCCAUUGGGUCCCUCGACCUGAAUGGCGCAGUGGUGACUACUGAGGAUGGCAGCGGCGACGGAGACAACAACAUCGAUUCUGGCGAUGGCAGUGACGACAGUGACAACAGGGCACUUGCGGAGACGAAGCUUGUCAUCACGCGCGUGCACCAUGUGACCCUCUGCCGUCUCGAGGAGUGCGUCAUCCACGACUUUGGGUGCUUUCAGGACGUGCAGCACCUCACGCUGAAGGAAUGCAAGUUGAAGGACCUGGCCAGCUUUCCGCCCGUGCAUGUCCUCGUUUUGCGCAACUGUGAGACCAUGGACGAGGACGGGUGGUGCCCAGAUGCAGUCUUCGUGGACCGCUCGCCAAAGAAGAUGGAGCAACUCUUGCUUGCCGAGCGAAGAAGGUGGUGA